UUUGCUUUCACUUUCCUUGGUCAGAGUUCAGUCCUUUUGUAUUCAGAGUGUGCAAUCCAUUCCCCACAGGCACACUCUCAAAUCCCAUUUUAAUCCCUUGGUUUUAUUAACACUGGAGCCCCCGCAUCUGGCACCGAAGGAUGGAGAACCUUCCGGAUUGUGGUCCAGUUUAAUUCUCUGAAAAAGGCUGAUGGUGUGGAGGGACAUGUGCCUUUACAAUGACUCCAAUUCAGCAACCAUCACUUUUCAGUAAAAUACAUGCUGAACUUAAAAGGGAUUUAUGUGGAUAGUUUGCUGUACUGGGGCUUAUAACAGAUCAGCCCCUGUGACUCUUCGCACCUCAGCUACCAGAGGCAUGGAGCUACGGGAACAGCUCUUCAGCUGCUUGUUCUGUGCCAUACUCCUAGCAACAAUUCCCUUUUCAGAGAGUUUUGAAGUCAUCUCGUCCCCAGCUGUCACUGGGAUCGUCGGCCAGGAUGUGGUCUUACCCUGCCACAUCUCCACUGGGACGCAGCCGGCCAAUAUGGAAGUGCAAUGGAAGAGAAUUAUUCAGACACAUAUAGAGACUGUCUAUGAAUACAGAGCCCAGACGGGCCAGGAUGUGCCAGGGCAGAAAUACCAGGGCCGGACCGUGCUGUUGAAGGAUGGAUUCACCUCUGGGAAUGUGUCUUUAAAGCUGAAGAACGUCCGACCAGCCGAUGAGGGAACGUACAGCUGCAUUGUGAAGUCUAACGAGUGGAGCGCUGAUGCUGCAACCGAGCUUCAAAUUGCAGGUUGGUGA
This is a messenger RNA of Trachemys scripta elegans, 781 nucleotides long. RefSeq names its product myelin-oligodendrocyte glycoprotein-like. Lineage: Eukaryota; Metazoa; Chordata; Testudines; Emydidae. The record is from RefSeq and is a predicted model, not a curated record. The transcript is spliced from 4 exons. The coding region runs from base 281 to 781 and encodes 166 amino acids.